AUAAUUUAUUAUUUUCAAUGAAUAUAAUAAGUCAUUUUACUGAUCACCACGACUGUGUUGACCUCAAGAUUUAAAAGCAAUACAGUGAGAAAGCUCCGGACAGAUAUGAAAGCGCUCAUAAUUACUGCUGUUAUCGAUUUAUUAUUGGGGAUAUCUAAUGGAUUUCCUAGACGUGCAGUAUAUGAAAAUGAGUCCAGCUUAGUGUUGGUACAUGUGAUUUACAGGCAUGGUGAUAGAAAUCCAGAUGAAACAAGUUUAUAUCCCACUAAUCCUUAUUACGCAGAGAGUAAUUAUUAUCCGUAUGGAUACGGACAAUUAACAAAUGAAGGAAAACUGAGGGAGUAUGAGAUCGGCACUAAGCUUCGGCAGCGCUACAAUACCUUCCUCGGCAGAGUUUGGAACACUAGCGUGCUGGAAGUGCGAAGUACAGAUUACAAUAGAACAAAAAUGUCAGCCGAAUUAAUGGCAGCGGGGUUGUGGCCUCCUUCGUGCAUUAAUCUUUGGAAUCCAAUUCUGUCGUGGCAACCGAUCCCAUAUUAUUACGAAAAAGCACAAAAUGACAAAGAACUUUCUCCGUGGAAUGCUUGUAACAACUUUAACAACCUGGUGGAUGAAUUUGUUGAAACUCCCGAAAUUGCUAGGUAUAUGGCAGAUAGAUACAAUGAAACGAUGCAAAUUUUAUCUGAAAGGACGGGCUUGGAAAUUACACUUUUAAAAGCUUUUCUUCUAUACUUUGGUUUUGCUAUACAGGAAGAAUUGGGUUUACCCUUGGAGGAUUGGGUUUCGUCCAUUUACCCAGAACCGUUGCAUUCACUGACUAUCGAUUUUUACUAUAUCCAAACGAAUACAACUAUUUUAAAGAAAAUAAUAUCUGGAUACCUCUUAAAAAAGAUACUGUCUGAUACUGAGAUUCAGAUCGAUGGGGCAAAUCCUCAAGGCAGAAAAAUGUUUCUCUAUUCAGGUCAUGAAACAAAUAUAGCCGCACUCUUGUUGUCACUGGAUGUAUAUAAACUAGCAGAUGUGCCUGGUUAUGGAUCAUUUAUACUUGUAGAAGUUCAUAAAAUAGAUGAAGUUCACGGAAUAAAAUUGUUUUAUCAGGAUUAUUCGACGGAGAAUCCACAAGCAUUAAAACUUCCUGGAUGUGACGAAUUUUGUCCUUUCCAUCAAUUUUCCUCAUUAGUGCAAGACAUAUUACCCGAAUCAGAUGAGGAGUGUUUGGGUGCUUCCAAAUAGUGAAAUCUUUAACUGAAUCUUGAUGUAUAUCCAACAUUAUAAGCAAAUAUAUUACUACCAUUUAAA
This is a messenger RNA of Dendroctonus ponderosae (mountain pine beetle), 1299 nucleotides long. RefSeq names its product venom acid phosphatase Acph-1. Gene Ontology annotation, molecular function: phosphatase activity. The transcript has 8 exons. NCBI's taxonomy places the organism in Eukaryota, Metazoa, Arthropoda, Insecta, Coleoptera, Curculionidae. The record is from RefSeq and is a predicted model, not a curated record. Gene Ontology annotation, biological process: dephosphorylation. The coding region runs from base 106 to 1233 and encodes 375 amino acids.